Messenger RNA from Bactrocera oleae (olive fruit fly), 358 nucleotides. The record is from RefSeq and is a predicted model, not a curated record. Lineage: Eukaryota; Metazoa; Arthropoda; Insecta; Diptera; Tephritidae.
UCGGAAGUACUAGCACAAAGCUCCCUGAUUAGAGAAUGCAAGGUGCAUAUUAAAAAAAUUUAGCGAUCGGUAUGUCUCAUGACCGGAGAGGCAAGAGAUGACACUAUUGAUGAAGUAGCAAGCCUUUUACCAAUUGAAACGGUUGAGGUAUGUCUGGAGGUGGAAGAAAAACUAAGAAAACCCGAAUUCACACAGGCUAUGACCACGUAUAUCUACAAACUGAAGGGUGCAUCCGAUGACAUCGAAAACGUUUUUAGAAAUAUUUUUACAGACUGCCUCCUCGAGUCCUUUAAUUGGGAUGGAAGAGGCGAAAAACAUGCCCUAGGCGAACUAAGGCUCAUUAAAACCAUUUUCCGAG